Molecule: messenger RNA, 1629 nt
Organism: Corticium candelabrum
Lineage: Eukaryota; Metazoa; Porifera; Homoscleromorpha; Homosclerophorida; Plakinidae
Product: protein MTSS 1-like
Exons: 10
Coding region: 58-1410 (450 amino acids)
Biological process (GO): cell projection assembly; plasma membrane organization
Cellular component (GO): cytoplasmic side of plasma membrane; actin cytoskeleton
Molecular function (GO): actin binding; phospholipid binding
Source: RefSeq, a predicted model, not a curated record
UCUUACUAAUUCCAGCAAGAAGCGGAACUUCCACCGAAACGGCCGUGCCAAAGCAUUAUGGACGAAGCGAUGAGCUUAUCGAGCGUGGGUUCGCUAUUCCAAGCUCUCUUCUCCGAUCUCAGGGGAAGCAAACUAUUAUUUGAAGACAUUGUUGCGAAAGCAGAGCGACUGUCGAGAUCGAUCGAGUCUGCAGCCGUUGCGAGUCAUGUCUUUCUCGAUUCGUUUCAGAAGGUGGCCGAUGCUGCCAUAUCUGCAAAAGGUGCUACGAGAGAGUUGGGCACGGCGCUUACUAAGAUGUGUAUGAGACAUAGAGCUUUGGAAGUGAAGGCAGCAGAUAUAUCGAGAAUGUUGAAUAGUGCACUGGCGCAGCCUCUGACGACACUGAUAAGAGAAUGGGACAGAACGACAAGAACUUUGGAGGCUGAUCACGAACGAGAGAGCAGAAAAGCUGUCAAGUCAGCAAAGCGUGCAGCUCAAGAUACGAUCAAACGAGUUAAGGAAACCGACAAGUUGGAACGAAAAGGAAAGGGCAGUGUAGAAAUGCAGGGUAAAAUGGAGGAGUCAAUGAAGGCUGCCAGUGAGAGUUACCAGCAUGUAGAAGAGGUGGAACGAUUCUGGAUGCGAAAACUGCUUAUCGAACAGAGAAGUCGCUAUUGUAAAUUCGUUCAAUGUUUCAAGCCUGUGGCGGAGAGUGAGGUUGCUUUGUUGGAGGAGGCCACCCAUGUCAAUACCAUUCUUUCUGAUACCCUUCAGCUUGUUGUAAAUCCGCAUGUUCUUCCGGGCAGUAGUGAGGAGCUUAUUGCUGAUUUGAAGGUGGCAGAUCCUGUCAAUCUGAGUGGAUCUCCAGCACCCAGUCGACGUUCACGUGCAGCGACGGAUGGUAACAAUUCUGAUUCUGGAAGGCGUCCAUCAUCUGUCAGUUCGGGCCUAUCCGACUUAUCCAAUUAUACAAAUGGCAGUUUGGUUACUCCUACGUCACCAACUUCAAUACCUCCAGAUGAGUAUCCACCGCCUCCUUUACCACCGAGUGUACCUCAUUAUAGUGGCAAUAUUGAGCAAACACAGACAUUGCCUCCACCUCCUCCACCACAACAGAACAAUCCUCCUCCUUUGCCACCUCCUAAUGUACCAAAAUCUGUUGAACCACACAGAGCUGCUUCUCCUCAACGACUUUCUUCUCCUCAACGACUUCCUUCUCCUCGACUACCUUCACAAUCGUCUGUUCCGUCUCACCAAUAUGAGCGCCAGCCUUCUCCACUCGUUCCAAAAAGAGAACAGCCUGACGCAGUUCAAACAGAUCGAACAGAUUCUGAUGAUGAUGAGGGAGGUGAAAGCAGCUUCCUUGCUGCAUUAAAGAAAGCCAAAUUGAAGAAAGCUGCAACAAGUGAUCGUUCAGGACCAAACGUUUGAAUAGUCAGCAAAGAACUUAUUUUGUAUGUACGUGUCAUGUACUUGUUUUAAUUCAUCAUUGUUACUGUAUCUUAUUACAGUAGUACUAACAUAGACUUGGGAUAUGAUAAUUGGUUGCUAGAAUCUAACGUACAAACAUCUGGUGCGUUUGUCUAUGCAUUUUCUGUUGCUUAUUGUCACAAGAAUUUUCUAAUAAUUUGUACUAACUACUUGUAACAA